CACCACCAUCCUCCACCUCCACCACUCCCAACACAAGGCAAUCCCACGCAGAGACAGAAAGAAGCAGCGGCGGCGGCGAAGAUGUCCGGGAGAGGCAAGGGAGGAAAGGGGCUGGGCAAGGGCGGCGCCAAGCGCCACCGCAAGGUGCUCCGCGACAACAUCCAGGGCAUCACCAAGCCGGCGAUCCGGCGGCUGGCGCGGCGGGGCGGCGUGAAGCGCAUCUCGGGGCUCAUCUACGAGGAGACCCGCGGCGUGCUCAAGAUCUUCCUCGAGAAUGUCAUCCGCGACGCCGUCACCUACACCGAGCACGCCCGCCGCAAGACCGUCACCGCCAUGGACGUCGUCUACGCGCUCAAGCGCCAGGGCCGCACCCUCUACGGCUUCGGCGGCUAGGCCGCCAACGCCGGGCUCCUCCCUCCAUCCAGCAACAUGAUAAAUUACCACUAUAAAGCUAGCAGUAUUUGUCCAGGGUUCGUGGUGUCUUCGGUGUUGUUUGCUUUGCUCUGUUCCUGCUUGAUGUUGGGAUCGAUGUACUAGUACCAAGACUGAAUGGAAAUCGAAUAUGGGAAUUACAGCGACGUUGUUUACCCUUGA
This is a messenger RNA of Triticum dicoccoides, 594 nucleotides long. RefSeq names its product histone H4. Gene Ontology annotation, molecular function: protein heterodimerization activity; DNA binding; structural constituent of chromatin. The coding region runs from base 82 to 393 and encodes 103 amino acids. The record is from RefSeq and is a predicted model, not a curated record. Gene Ontology annotation, cellular component: nucleosome. Lineage: Eukaryota; Viridiplantae; Streptophyta; Magnoliopsida; Poales; Poaceae. The transcript has a single exon.